Messenger RNA from Symbiodinium necroappetens, 1998 nucleotides. The record is from the annotation of a GenBank genome assembly. NCBI's taxonomy places the organism in Eukaryota, Dinophyceae, Suessiales, Symbiodiniaceae.
AUGGAGAGUGGUGAGGUGCCCGCGGUGAAGGCACCAAACCUGCAAGACUUGGCAGCACAGGCAAGCUUGUUGCAGCAAGAGAUUAAGCGCCAGAAGAUUUUGGCACCUCCUGACCUCAUCGAGCAGAACAGCUUCCUGCUUCGACAGGAGCAACGACGGUGGCAGGAUGCAAUCAGUUCCGUGGAACGAGAACCGUCGCAUCAUGAAGAGAAGCAAGCAGUCUUGAAGGAGUUCCAAGUCUGUAAUCGGAUGCACAAGGUCAUGACAGAGGUAACGAACCUCAUCAAGCAACAUGCCGAAGGGGAGUCCCGUCUGAUUCGAGCAGAGCUUGCUCAGUUGCAGAGCAGAGAAGCCGACGCCCCCAACCAGGAGCUGCAGCGGCAGGUCCAAGAGCUUCAAACGGCAAAGCAGAAGCUGCUUGAGAGCCAGCCCAACGCGGAAAUCUCGUCGGCAAACUCAAAGGAGCCGGCAGGAAAGGGCACAGGAGCCAAAGGAGGCCAAGGAGGCAAAGGAGGCAAAGGAGGCAAAGGCAAAGGUCCACCCUUGCCAAGCUCCAUGCCCGUUCCGAAACCGAAAGCCAAAUGCCAGGUCGAGAAGAAGAAGAGUAACUUGGUCACCCUGUACUGGAGACCACUGCCGGCGAGCGUGGGUAAGAUUAAUGCUAGUAGCAGCGGCCUACUGAAGCAAUGCGAAGAGAUGCUUGCAGCGGCAUCUGGCAUAUCGGAAACAAGCUACGACGAAGAGCAGCAGCUUGGAGCAGUAUACGAUAAGCCAGAGGCUCCGGAAAGCGAUAAUCUUCCAGAGUCGAUGAUCGAGGUCUACUUCCAGAGGCGGGAAGCAGCUGUACACCUGGACUCUGGCAAGUCGGACAAGAUCUCCAUCCUGGACGAGAAGCAGCGGCGGAUGUUGGGCAUUCUAAUGAGCAAGUACCGGAUGAAGAACAAAGACAGUGAUCGGGAGAUCGUGGCCAUCAUGAAGCAGGCAGUACUCAGCUGCAAUUACGACGUGCUCAGAGAGGAGGGUCUCUGCAUGCUUCGCAAAGUGAUACGAGACCACGCGUUCACGGGGAACAAGAUUCGGGAGUUUGUCCAGGCCAAUGGAGAGGCGGCGCUGAAGAAGCUGAGAGACCCGUGGUUGCAUCGGCUCGUUCACGAAGUGCUCAAGGUACCCCAGAUCGAGGAACGGCUUGAAUGUAUGCUGUUUCAAUUGGCUUUCGAGGACGGCUUCACGAAGUGUGCCCAAGACAUGGAAACACUUUGCCAGGCUCUCCAAGCAUUAAGCGCCAAACAGGUGGAGCUGCGCAGGUUCUUCACACUUGCUCACCGCCUGGGUACCGCUCUGAACAGCAACUGCCUGGCUCCUCAAGCUCCCAAUGGCUUCAGCCUCUCCUCACUCGAGAAGCUGAUCCAGACCAAGUCGACAGCUUCGCCCAAGCACAACAUGCUGCACUUCGUCUUGGCCAUGAUGACACCCUCGGUCGCAGCAACGCUCUUCACCGACACGGAUAUCAAGCUCCUGGCCAAAGCCAAAGCAAUGAAGAGUUUUACCGUGUACCAGGAUUGCACUGAGCUCACGCAGGGCUUCCAGGCAAUCUGCCAGAUAUGUCAGACAGGCAGGUAUCAGAACACCACGACGGGAGAGAAGGUGAAAAUGGAGCGGAGGAGGAUGACCAAAGCUUCCAGAGAUGAGGCUGAGGAGAUGAUUGAUGACAACGACACUUUCCACAAUGCCAUGCAGGCCUUUGUCGACAAGUACGAGCGCCAAGUUGCAGCCGUGGAGCAGGGCUGCUAUUGCUCCUUCAUCAUGUACAAGGAGCAAGCAUUGUUCCUCGGCGAUCUGUCGGUGUAUCCUCCGCCGAAGGAGGAUCAGGAUGGCAAGGCCGAUCUUGUGGUCAUUAUGCACAGACUGGCCGUGCAGGUGCGACGACAUGCUGAAGAAGUGGAGCAGGAUGGGCUGCGGGAAAGUUUGGCAGCAACAUGUGAACGUGGUGGUGCCUAA